UCCAAAGCCAAAGCAGAAAACGCCGUACAGCAAACACCGGAUGCGCAAAUACAAGGAAAAGUAAAAGCUAUUAAAGAAAUUCGAUUCUCUUCCCAUUCUGGUGCAUCAUGCCGCAAGGAAGGCGCAAGGUAGCGUUCAGUGGAAAACAGAAAAAGCAACAGCUGCUAGCGAAAAAGCAGGCGAAAAGUAGCACAUCGCACAACUUAAUACGAAACCUGAAGGAUGAGGAGUCGAGCGACAUCAGCGAGGACAGCGAUAUGCCGAGAACGUUCGGGCAGAACAUUGAAAAGAUCAACCUGCAACCGUUGAAGGAUCCGCGCAGCAAAACGAACCGAUACGUGCUGCAGUUCCACCGGGAAACGGCGAAGGAACUGCGGGAGAUGAAGGAGGAAGCCCGGAAGGGGCUGGUGUAUCGCAGCGAGCAGGAGAUGGAGCUGGGGGACAACUACUUCCAGCAGUACGAUUUCCCCACGCGGCCCAAGUGGACGUACGAGAUGUCGAAGGAGCAGCUGGAUGGCAACGAGAAUCGGUACUUCUUUAAGUACGUUACAAAGCUGGAGAAGGAUCAUUACGACGACAUGAAAUCGCUGAGCUUCUGUGAGUUGAAUUUAGAAACCUGGAGACAGUUGUGGCGUGUGCUAGAGUUAUCGGACAUAGUUUUAAUCAUUGUGGAUGCUCGUUUCCCUACGCUCAUGUUUCCUCCUGCGCUUUACAAGUACGUGACGGAGGAGCUCGGCAAGGGAAUGAUGCUAGUCAUCAACAAGAUCGACCUGGUGGAAGCGGAAGCGGUACUGGCCUGGAAACGAUACUUCGAACAGAAGUAUCCGCAAAUCCAUGUGGUGCUGUUCACGUCCUACCCUUCGUACAAUCUGCGUGGUAAGCAGGAAAGCAAGUACGGGCUGAAAAUUCGUCGCCGCCGUGGCCGCAUGCGCAUGGCGGCGGAAGGAGCGCAGCAGAUCUACGACAUCUGCCACAAGUACGUCGGCGAUGAGGUGGAUCUGGGCUCGUGGGAGCAAAAGAUUCUCGAGGAACGCAACGCACCGAUGGAGGUGGACGGGGACGAGGACGAGAAGCUCGUUUCGGAGCGAACGCACGAGGAGGAGAAAGAUUUCGCGUUCGAAGAGCACGUCAAGUUUAAGAACGGCGUGCUUACGAUCGGGUGCGUCGGCUACCCGAACGUUGGCAAAUCGUCCCUGCUGAAUGCCGUCAUGGGCCGGAAGGUGGUCAGCGUGAGUCGUACGCCGGGCCACACGAAACACUUCCAGACGAUCUUCCUCACCAACACGGUACGGUUGUGCGACUGUCCUGGGUUGGUGUUUCCCUCCUCGACACCACGCCGGCUGCAGGUGCUGAUGGGAAGCUAUCCGAUCGCGCAGCUGCGCGAACCGUACGCCUCGAUUCGGUUUUUGGCCGAGCGGCUCGAUCUGGUGCGGCUGCUGUCCCUGAAGCAUCCGGAAAGCGAGAACGAUGAAUGGUCCGCGAUCGAUAUUUGUGACGCUUGGGCGAUCAAGCGAGGCUUUCUGACGGCCAAAGCUGCCCGUCCGGACACGUACCGAGCGGCCAACAGUAUUCUGCGUAUGGCGCUGGACGGUAAAAUCACUCUCUCGCUGAAGCCGAUCGGGUAUCACCUGGAGAAGGAGAAGCUGGCCACCGAUCCGGGGCUGGCACGGGUGAAAGAAAUCCAAGCGAUCGUCGAGAACGAUGGUAACGACGAUGAGGACGAUUGCUUUUCGGACACGGAUACGGAAGACAUGGCUGGAGCGAGCAAUGACGGUGAUAAUGAGGAGGAUGAAGAUCCAAACAGUACGAUGUCUCCGCCGGCAGGCUCUAGCAGUGCAAAUCCGUUCGAUCUGCUCGGUAGUCCCGAGUAGGAAGGGGUGGGGUGGAAUUUCGAUUGCAAGUUAUGUAAAUUAUGGUCUGAAUCAUAUUUGUCUCGCUUUUAAUAAAUGUGUUAAAGUUACUCCGCUUA
Molecule: messenger RNA, 1969 nt
Organism: Anopheles merus
Lineage: Eukaryota; Metazoa; Arthropoda; Insecta; Diptera; Culicidae
Gene: Ns4
Product: guanine nucleotide-binding protein-like 1
Exons: 4
Coding region: 108-1871 (587 amino acids)
Molecular function (GO): GTP binding; GTPase activity
Source: RefSeq, a predicted model, not a curated record